CCAGUAGUUGGAGAGCUAACCAACGCGUGCAGCAAGGUUGAGUUGGUGAGAGGAAAGCGGUGAAAUACCUGAUAAUCAGUGUAGUGUUGGAUUGAUAGUGGUCCAGUUUUACGUUUGUCUGUUUAUACGUCAGUUUAUGUACAGUCAUGCCCGAAGAGGAGAGUAUGGACCCGAUGAACACCGUCACAUGCACCGCUCCUGUGAAUAUAGCUGUCAUAAAAUACUGGGGGAAGAGAGAUGAAGACUUAAUCCUGCCCAUCAACUCAUCUUUGAGUGUCACCCUACACCAAGACCAGCUCAAAACAACCACGACAGUUGCAACAAGCAGAUCGUUCCUGGAGGAUCGACUAUGGCUCAACGGCAAAGAGGAGGAUAUUAACCACUCAAGACUGCAGUCCUGUCUCAGGGAGAUUCGUAGACUGGCACGCAAGAGACGCAGUGAUGGAGACGCUGGUCUGAAUUUGACCGGCUUGUCUCAAAGAGUCCACAUCUGCUCGGUCAACAACUUCCCCACAGCUGCAGGUCUGGCCUCUUCAGCUGCAGGAUUCGCCUGCUUAGUGUACACUCUGGCUCAGGCGUUUGGCGUAGAAGGAGAACUGUCUGGAAUCGCACGACAGGGCUCAGGCAGUGCGUGCAGGAGUAUGUAUGGAGGGUUUGUGCAGUGGAUCAUGGGAAAAGACGACGACGGCAAAGACAGCUUAGCCCAGCAGGUGGAGCCAGAGACCCACUGGCCGGAGCUUAGAAUUCUUGUACUUGUGGCCAGUGCUGAGCGUAAACUCGUGGGCAGCACCUCAGGGAUGCAGACCAGUGUACAAACAAGCUGCCUCCUCAAGCACAGAGCUGACGCCGUGGUCCCAGACAGGAUGGUACAGAUGAUCAACGCUGUGCAGAAAAAGGACUUCACUACCUUUGCUGAACUGACCAUGAAAGACAGUAACCAGUUCCAUGCCACCUGCCUGGACACGUAUCCUCCUAUCUUCUACCUCAACAACGUGUCACGGCAGGUCAUCAACCUCGUGCACAGAUACAACGCACAUUACGGAAAGACCAGGGUCGCCUACACGUUUGACGCAGGUCCCAACGCCGUCAUCUUCACUCUUGAGCGGCAUGUCCCAGAGUUUGUCAGUGUGGUUCAACAUUUCUUUCCUCCAGAGAUCAAUGGCGGACAGUUCAUUAAGGGUCUUCCAGUAAAAGACUCUCUUCUUCCAGAGGACUUAGUGAAGGCCAUUGGUCUAGAACCCAUGCCAAAGGGUAUAAGCUACGUUAUUAGCACCAAGCCUGGACCUGGACCUUGUGUCGUGCAGGAUCCUUCGGAGCAUCUGAUUGGAUCAAAUGGAUUGCCUAAAACGACAGUGUGACGCCUUUUUAAUUAUGACCUCAUGUUCAACGGGAGAAACAGUAGCAAUAACUUCUUCGACAAUGACACAUUAGUACGACUUUUAUUAAAAAGUAAUAAAUACAUUUUUUUACAUACACCACACUAGGUGUACGUCG
Messenger RNA from Cynoglossus semilaevis (tongue sole), 1494 nucleotides. It is a transcript of the gene mvda, whose product is annotated as mevalonate (diphospho) decarboxylase a. The transcript has 10 exons. Gene Ontology annotation, biological process: isoprenoid biosynthetic process; isopentenyl diphosphate biosynthetic process, mevalonate pathway. Bases 147 to 1358 code for a protein of 403 amino acids. NCBI's taxonomy places the organism in Eukaryota, Metazoa, Chordata, Actinopteri, Pleuronectiformes, Cynoglossidae. Gene Ontology annotation, cellular component: cytosol. The record is from RefSeq and is a predicted model, not a curated record. Gene Ontology annotation, molecular function: diphosphomevalonate decarboxylase activity.